CUAUAAACUUAUAUUGGUGGCAGCGAUUACAAAGCGAUUACAAAGGAUUUCUCAUAAAAUAAUACUGGCCUACACAAAGCGCCUCAAAUUACGUGGUGACUCCUUAGUGGCAACGACUCAGUGAACCAGUGUGAACUCAAGCACAACCUCUCUACAAUUACGGGAUUACUACACUCCCUAUGAGACGACUACAAGCCCCAUAGCUAGUACUUGCACCUACGUCAUGUCCCCACCUACAUUGUAUCACCAAAACAACAAUCUGUGCCACCACUCAGCAAACGUCCGUAACCAGUCUACCCAAAAAUCCCACCUCAAUUAACGGGAUUAACCCCUGCCGAACUCCCCCAACCCUGUAUCUUCACAGUCACAAGAGGAGGAAGAGGAAGCCAUAUUCGUAGUGACAAGGUAGUAGCCGCGGCCAGGCAGCUCAAUUCAAGUGCGUCAGCAGUCUGCCUCAGCGUGCCGUCAAUCAAAACAUCGGCAACACCCGCCCCCGGCUAGAGGAACACGCCGCACAAUUUUGGUUUGUCACCUGCACUAUCACUAAAGUAAGACGAAACGUUGUUCCAUAUUUAGUACAUGUACCGUCGAAACCCCCCACUUCAAAUAACAUUCUCACCCUCGUCUCCCAUUCUCCACUAAAUUACCCUAAUAUAAUCGCCACUUCAUUUGUUCUUAAUCCCAUACACGGAUUACAUUUAAAUUCCUAUCCCUACUCUCUUGUAAUCCAUACCGUUCGCCUUCAGCGCUCCUCCCCUCCCCGUUCACCAGCCCUACCCCUCUUUCGCCUGCGGCAGCCACGUCUUGCUGAUCCCAGUGAUAUGUGUCGCCAUCUGCACAUCUGCUGAUCCCAGUCAUUUAUGCCCUUGUACCGAACCAAUCUUUCCUCAAGCGAACUCACGACUGCUUCACACCCAAGCUUGUGCCGGAGAGCAGAGAGAAGUGAGUUAAACCACAUCUCCUGCGACCCAGUCUCCCCCCUCACCAUACAUCAGCCAUACCAUCCUGCUCUGGUCUCCUUACAAAUGCAUCGGACGCAGCUAAGUGACUCCCCCGUCUAACUCCCCAUGUCCCAGGAUCGAAAAUUGGAAGAGGCUCUAUCCUCUGACUUCAGCGGUUUAACGUUUGGUAAUCCCCAUCACACAGUCCUCCGUUCAGGAGCUGCUUAUCCAAAACCUAUUCCCCCAGCACCCCCAUUACCUCCUGCAAAGAAGCUCCCCUCAGACUUUUCACCAGAGCCUUCCCAGACUACUUCCUCUUCCCAGACAGAACAGCACCAAAGUGACACAACCAUGAGUGACAAACCUCAAAACGUCAUUUUAAGGGGCGAGGAUAAAAAUCCAAAAUAUACGGGCUCAGAGGAGACCGGCCCCGACCUCCUAACUCACCUUCAGAGGGUAGAGGAUGCUUUUACCAAAUUCCAAUAUACAAAUGAAAAGGAGAAAUUGGCCCACCUUUACGACAGCAUCCACACGGGCCCUUGUCGGGCUCAAUCCAUUAUAAAAAGUGACGCAUUCAAGAAAGCCGAAACAUAUGAUGAAGCGAAAGCAAAUCUCAUCAGCCAUUUCGGCUCCACAUGCAAGCAGGGUGCCCUGUCAGUCUUGUUCCGCCUAGCGGCUACCUACCGUCCCAAAAUAAAGGCUAAUAUUGCAGUGGAUGACUGUUUAGGCGUCGCGGGUGGAGCCUUCACAGAGUUUGAAACCCAAUUCCGUCACUCCCCGUGGACUACCGAUGAGAAAAUGAACCUUGAGGAUGUGUGCCGCCUUUUCUCAUACUUUAUCUUUCUCCUCAAUUGCACGGAGACACUCUUCAAAGAGUUACAAAAGGAAGAACCCCUACCAAAAGGUAGAACCCUUUUCAAACACAUCAGUCCCCUGUCGGGACGAGAGCCACCAACAGAACCCACAUCCUCAGCGGUGAGGGGCGUCAAAAUUCAGAGGGGGCGUCCCCAAAGUCGCUCCCCGGCCGGAGCUCAGACCCCUAGGAACCGCUCUGCCACCCGCAGCCGCCGCCCUUACAAUAGAGGCAGGG
Messenger RNA from Eriocheir sinensis (Chinese mitten crab), 2031 nucleotides. RefSeq lists its product as uncharacterized. The annotation marks the transcript as partial. Lineage: Eukaryota; Metazoa; Arthropoda; Malacostraca; Decapoda; Varunidae. The transcript is spliced from 2 exons. The record is from RefSeq and is a predicted model, not a curated record.